GGCAGUGGGGCGGCGGGUUGUGUGUACAGUUGGGUAGUGGUUCAGGUGGGGACAGGCGGAAGGAUCUGCGUGAUUUUUGUAAAUAUUGGCAGCGGCGAAGCGGCAGAGUCGCGUGCUGCUCUGGAUACCGGAGCAUCCUUUAUUUGUGUGCUCUGAAAAUGGCCGGAGUGCCGGUGGAUUUGAACCGUGUUUCAGUCUUAUUUUAGCAGUGAGCGGGACAGAAGACUCGUUUGUUCUCGGAGAUAUACGGCACACAUCUUUUCUCAGCGUGUGGACGUGUUUUGGAAGAAGCUAGGAGCAGCAUGCUGCUCUCUAAACUGGGCUCCUUCUCUCACAUCCCGUCCAGCAUGGAUCUGCCGGCCAAGCUGCAGCAAGCCAAAGCGGAGAAGCAGCCGUUUGAGAAGCUCUACCGGCUGGGCUCGGUGCUCGGCAGCGGAGGAUUCGGUACCGUUUACUCGGCGGUUCGUCUGGCCGACGGGCUACCGGUGGCGGUGAAACAUGUGAACAGGGAUAGAGUGACUGAGCUGGGCACUCUGUGUGGUGCCGUGGUUCCUCUUGAGAUUGUGCUGUUGAAGAAGGUUGGCGGGGCAUUUGGCGGUGUGGUGCGGCUCUUGGAUUGGUGGGAGCGGGCAGAUGGCUGGCUGAUGGUGAUGGAGCGUCCCGAGUCGGGCCAGGACCUGUUUGAUUACAUCACAGAGCGCGGUGCGUUGGAUGAGGCUGCGGCACGAGACUUCUUCCUGCAGGUGCUGGAGGCGGUGCGUCACUGCUACACCUGCGGUGUCGUCCACCGUGACAUCAAGGACGAGAACCUGCUGGUGGACCUGAGGACUGGACAGAUCAAACUCAUCGACUUCGGCUCAGGGGCCCUCCUGAAAGACACCGCCUACACUGAGUUUGAUGGAACCCGGGUGUACAGUCCUCCAGAGUGGAUCCGGUUCCGUCGGUACCACGGUCAAUCAGCCACCACCUGGUCACUCGGUGUGCUGUUGUAUGACAUGGUGUGUGGCGACAUCCCCUUUGAACAGGACGAAGAGAUCCUGAGAGGACAGAUCUACUUCAGACGCAAAAUCUCCACAGAGUGCCAGCAGCUGAUUGGCUGGUGUCUGAGCCAGCAGCCCUCUGACCGGCCAACACUGGAGCAGAUCCUCCUCCACCCCUGGCUGACAGACAGCAACUGUCAGCAAACUGAUGAGGGCAACAUCACACUUCAUACAAUUACAGCUGACUCCUCCUCUUCCUCCAGUCAGCAGAGCCUCUGAUUGGUCAAGGGGGCAUGGCUUGGACUUAAUGGCAGCUGCCCCCCAGUUACUUUGUGUUGAUCAUGGAGUUGUGGGCAGUUUAAGAAUGAGGCUGGAUCCUCUGUUCACAGAAGAUGCAGCAGCUCUAUGCUGCUCUCAGUGCCUUGUGUUAGUAAACUGUUGUUAGCAAUGCGUUGCCAUGGUAAUCAGCAUCCAGCAAAAAAAAAAAAAAAAAAAGACUGUAAAGGAAAGUUCAGUCUUUUCAGAGGUGCAGUCAGAUUCAUUUCCAAUAUUUUUUAUUUCUUUUUAAAGUAUUUUUUUUUACAAUAUAUGUGAGUUUUAUAGCUUAAUUUCUGUGAUGUGACCUCUAUACUCAUCACGGUGGGCUGAAUGAACAGUUUUAAGUAUUACGCAGUGUAACAUUUUUUCCUGUAACUCUUUACUUGCUUUGGAUUCAAAGAAAAAACAGCAGGUAACUUUAUCUUAUCUUGACUGUAUGCAUCUUGUAAUUACAAGACCUGGAAUUUAGAUUUUUUUUUUUGGUUCGGUCUGCAGUCAGAAAGAAACAACAAGGAAAUUACUUAGAAACAAGAGUGAACACACAAAGAGUUAUGCAGUCAGACAGAUGUGGGAAGCAGCAACUCAUUCUACCUACAUGGUCUAUCUGACAUCAGGAUACGAGUGUCUGAUACUGUUUCCUUAUAUUCAGGCAGUACUUUUCUCCUAAUUAUGAUGACUCUGCUUGUUUGAGAUACUGUCAGUGAUUUGUGUGGAGUGUUUUCUUAUUAGUAUUUCACCAUUGCAGAGGCAUCUGAAGUCCUUCAGUGAGGCAAAAAUCAGUCUGUCCUCUGUUAGGUUGGUUGACACUGUUGGUCUGUCAGACAUAGUUGUGACACAGAAUCCCAACUGUGAAAGCUACUGAUGUUGUUUACAUGAGAUGUCACCGCUGUGUUUGGUAGCUGCGGUCCCAGAAUCUGGUGGCUUGCAAUAUCCAUUGACAGUACAGUGAUAAUGAGAAAAGGCCUCCGUUGGUUUUUCUUUGAGAGAAUGCAGCGCAGGAAGUUAGAAAACAGUGAAAAAUGUCCCACCUGUUUCUAGACCAAAGAGACAUCCAUAUGUCAGGGUCACAACUAAUGGUUAUUUUGUGUUGUCCAUAAAUCUGCUGAUUAUUUUCUUGAUUAAUUUAUCAAUUGUUUCGGUCUAUAAAAUAUCAGAAAAUUCUGCCUCGUUUUGUUCACAAGCCAAAGGUGUUCCGUUUACUGUCAUAGAAGAGCAAAAGAAGCCAGGAAAUAAUCACAUUUAAACAGCUAGAAUUAGAAAUUUCUUUUUCCUUGAAAUUGCUCAAACCAUUUAAUCGAUUAUUAAAAUAUUUUGCGAUUAAUUUCACUGUGGUAACCCAUCGAUCAAUAGUUGUAGCUCUUCUUCACAUGGCUUGUUUUUCUCGACCAACAGUCUCAAACCCAAAAAUAUUCGUAACAGUAACAGGAAACUGAGAAAAGCAGCCGGAAAAGCUACCUAAACUAUUUUUCUGUAAUUGGAGGAGCUGUCCUCCAAAUCACACCCUACCCCAGCCAUCAUGUCAGCCUUCAGCUAGUGAAGUAUCCUCAUCUGCUGACAUGAGCCAAAUUUGCCAACACCUCUGUAGAGCUCUGACUGGUUCAGGACACUAGAAUCAUGGCUUUUUCACACGUAACUCUGCUGAGUAUAAAUGUUUACUUCAUGUAGAAGACAUCUCAUCGUUUAAUGUUUACUUCUGUUUACAUUUGAGUUUUAUCAAUAUAUUUGUUUAGUUGAUUGGUCUCCUUUUUCAAGCUGAACUGUUUUUUUAAUGCAUUGUUCAGAUACAGUUGAUGCUACAUUAACAUGCACACUUUUUGGUUAAAGUUGGGUUCAUUCGGUUAUUUUUUUUUAGUCGGUUCUCUAAAGGUUCUGAGGUUCCACAACCAAUCCAACUUCUGUCUUUCAUUUCCUUUGUUUAGUUGGAAUUGUUUGUCAGGGUGGAAAAUGCACAGUCAAUGCAAAUAUUCGGUUUUGUAUUUUGAAUCUACAGUUUUUGUUUGUAAAUAUAUACAUUUUGUAAAUUUAUAUUUAUUUAGCAAAGAGGCAUUCCUUGUCCUGUGAUUAUUUAUUUAUUAUCUUGUUAACACUUCCAAAUAUUUUUUCUUUUUUUAAAAUCUUUUUUCUAUUGCGAGCAUAAAAACUGAAUAUAAUUAGGCUCUUUUUAAAAAAUUGUCUAGAGUUUAAACAUUUUAACAAUUUUUCAUUCUCUGACUCAUUUGUUACACUUUUACAGUUGUGUUAUGAAAUGCAAAACUCUGACAGGGGAAAAGGGUAUUUUUUCAUGACAAUGUUUCAGAAUAAAACGUUUCGUAUCUAAACAA
Molecule: messenger RNA, 3619 nt
Organism: Amphiprion ocellaris (clown anemonefish)
Lineage: Eukaryota; Metazoa; Chordata; Actinopteri; Pomacentridae
Product: serine/threonine-protein kinase pim-3-like
Exons: 6
Coding region: 303-1259 (318 amino acids)
Biological process (GO): regulation of mitotic cell cycle; negative regulation of apoptotic process; protein autophosphorylation
Cellular component (GO): cytoplasm
Molecular function (GO): ATP binding; protein serine/threonine kinase activity
Source: RefSeq, a predicted model, not a curated record